GCUGCUAUCAGAAAUAUUAGAAUUUUGCUUUGCAUCUUGUCUCAGCAGCUUUAAUAAUUCAAAUAGAAAACUUUUCUUGAACAUGUAUUCUGGCAAGUACGUUCGGGAAUUAUUUAUUAUAAUUCUCGUGCUUGAAUCGUCAUUAUGUGACAUGCAUGAACCACGAUGUUACAGUCGGUUUGACUACGAGGAGAAAAUGUUGGAGAAAAUGGUGAGAACUGAGGUCAAGAUGGAGGAGCUCCACGGUAAACUGGAAGCGCUGGAAACGAGGCAAACGAACGUUGAAAUUGAAAUGGACACUUCGACAAAUAAAAUACAGGAUCAAAUAAAGAAACACGAUACUGAAAUAGAGAUGUCAGCGAAGGGGACUCAACAUUUGGAAGAAAGAUACAAAAGCUUACAAACUGAGUUGGAAAACACGACGAAAUCCUAUUUUAACAGUCGUGAGAAAUCCCUUGAGAAAUUCGACCAACGUCUGGACGCUAUGUCCAAGAAUAUUUCAGAGAGUAUGCACCCAUCUCCUGCUGCCUUCUUCGCCACCCUGUCGUCCGGUUUUACAACAUCCUCCUCCGCUCAGUCGCUCGUAUUCAACAACGUUGUCACGGACGUUGGUGGGGGUUACAACCCGGGGACAGGCGUGUUCACCGCCCCGGUCGAUGGUCUAUACGUGUUCUCAGCAUCUGUCAUGGUUCAAAUGACCACGUCGGCGACCUUCGCUCAUAUCAGAAUAAAGAAGAACGACAGUCACGUAGCGUACCUGUAUGUCAACGACAGUGACGGUAACUACGAGACAGGCAUGGGCACUGUCACUCUCUCGCUGCAGGUCGGGGAUACCGUAAAGUUGACAUGCAAUGAGAGUGGACGAUACAUUCAUAGCUAUUCGUUCAUUUCCGGUUUCAGAUUGUAAUCAGCGCACGAGGAGCACAUAACAUUUACGUUCAUUGAGAUUUUCUUCAAUACAAUUCAUUUUAAUUCAAUUCAUAGAAAUUCCUACUUUUGAAACUUUCUGAGUAUGUGUCUUCUAGUUAUUCAAAAUUACCUAAAAAACAAAAUUCAUGUAUUGUAAAUUUUGAAUAAAAUGAACCAAUAUAAUAUUUUUGCUAUUACUUUAAUAUCGUUAGUUUGCACAUACUGUGAUACCCUGUAUCAGCCCGAUAGCGUAUUUUGACAUAUCAUAAACUGUAAUAUACUUUCUACAGAUUCGAAAGUUUAUGUUGUAUGUGCUCAGUAACGGAAUUCCGUUAGGGCCAUCGCCUGUGAAUGUGUAGAUCAAAAACGCGAUACUCGAUAGUAAGAUGAUAUAAACGUGAUGACGAGACUGCGAUGACAAGAACGGGACAGUAAGAUUAUAACGAACGACAAAAAAAUAACGAAAACGUAAUAUUACGACAUAACGAUGACGAUAAUACGAUAUAUUAUCGUGAUUUCGCCCCCGUAGCAUCGCCUUUACACCAUUUUUAUAUCGUGAUAUCGCGUUUUGUUUAUCGUUGUAUCGUACUGCCGCGUUAUCAUCAUUGUACUGAAGCGUUUUCAUUAUCGUAUAGUCGCGUUUCCAUUAUCGAACUGGCGCGUUCUCAUCACCGUUCUGUCGAGGUUGCAUUUUCGUACUGUCGCGUUUUUUAUGGAACUGUCCCAUCAUCAUCAUCGUAAUGCCGCUUAAUGAUCAUUGUACAGUCGCAUUAUCGUCAUUGUAAUGUCGUGUUAUCACAAUUGUUCAAUCACCUUUCGGUGCGCAUGCGCAUGGAUGAACUUCGCCUCCAUGUGCCAAAUGUCGGAUCCAGGGGUGUGUUUCAGAUUUAACGAUAAUAAUAAUAAUAAUAAUAAUAAUAAUAAUAAUAAUAAUAAUAAUAAUAAUAAUAAUAAUUAUUAUUAUUAUUAUAGCAAGUAUCACAUUUACUCAGUAUAUUAAUUAUAACAAUCAUAAUAAUAAUAAUAAUAAAGAAAAAAGCUAUCUUGACAUUGUCCAUGUGUUUGCAUUCUUACAGUAUGUCUUUAAUAAUUGCAUAUCAACUUGUAUCAAAUGUAUGCAAUCGAUUUCGUAAUGUUUUCUACAUUGACUAUUAACUAGUAUAAAUAUUCAUCCAAAGUGUAAAUGGCCCUUUAUGAGCAGUACAAGAUUAAUACCUCAAUAUCGAUAGUUUUGCAUAUGCUGCGCUAUGUGUUAAUCGUUUCGAGUUAAUAGUUCUGGCAAAAAUGUUUAUAUAUCGCAUCAGGCCCCGGACACCAUAAAAUAAACAUUCAAACGAAUUUAUCAUUCUAGUUGUAUAAGUUCAGCUUCAUGUAGUUACAAAGUUAUGGAUUAGAAUCAUUGAAAAAAGUUCGGUAUCCAGUGACAUUAAUUGACUGACAUAAAAAAAUAAACCGAUACCAGUUUCGAUGAUGGUGACCCCAUAUUAUUUUGGUAUCAAUUGAAUGGCUUUAUGACUAGAAAAGAGUGCGAAAAUUAGACAGAACAAAAACACAAACACUUGAAAAGUUGCUUAUUCGAUUUCAGUUGCAAUAAAGAGCAGAAUUAUAAACUACAAUAAUUGUAAUUUUAUUAAAGUUUUAGUCGUUUAUUUACGUCAGCAAGCAAUACCCUUCCAAAUAAAACCGUCAUUACAUGGGGUGACCAGGCAUCAAAAUGUAGUAUUAUGGUGAAAGUAAAUUGUUUUCAAUUGGAAGUAAUGUUUUACAAUGCGUAUCAUUAAGACGGCCACUUAAUGUGGCAUUUACUUUUUUUCUUACAUUCAUUGCACUGAAUAUUGUCAAUAUUUGUGAUCAAUUUCAAGGCUGUUUCAAUGUCAUAGUCAUUGAUAUAGACUGACUUGUACAUUGUACAUCGUCAAUAACGCAUUUCACGAAUAGUGUAUAUUCUGAUGACAUAAAACAUACUACGCUUUUCAAAAAUGCAUUUGUUGGAAUUGAUUUAAAGAGAUGAUAUGAUGUUAUGGUUAGUUUAUUAUUAAUGUAUGUAAAUUUGUAUAUAAUUAUAA
Molecule: messenger RNA, 2975 nt
Organism: Mya arenaria
Lineage: Eukaryota; Metazoa; Mollusca; Bivalvia; Myida; Myidae
Exons: 2
Coding region: 83-907 (274 amino acids)
Molecular function (GO): protein binding
Source: RefSeq, a predicted model, not a curated record